AUGUCUCAGAUCAAACGUCAAAAGCGCAGGUCGCCCUCGCCGGACAGUUCCGAGACUGAAGAUUCUUCGUCUCCAAGCCCCCCCCGUUCCUCCCCCUCCCCUCCCUGGUCUUCAUCCGGACUGUGUCGCCUACUGUUUGCAGAGCGCCUGGACACGGCGGGUUACUGGGAACCGUUGAGGACAGAGGUGCGGCUGCUGGGGGGACACCUUCAGAAAUGGGGCCUUCUGCCGUGGCCAAGCCUGGACCCCGAAGUUCAAAGCCGGCUGAGCAGCUGGUCCCCAGUUGCCAAGCAGCUCUGGGAGUCCGACUUUCUUGGUCAUCAAAAAGCCAUGGUCCAGGCCUGGAUUUGGCACUAUCUCGACGACUACGUGUUUUCUUUUGCGGGCAACCAACAGGACGGCAUACUCAAACUCCGUUCCCCGGUGUGGGAGCAUGUCCAGGUCCUACGACGGGACCUCGAUGUUCUUCGUGCCCGCGACGCCACCAUACACGAUGUCGUUUAUCGCCACCAGUUCCAAGUCUGGAAUCGCCUGACCGAGCACCUUGUUCGAGGAGGGCUUGAGGAUAGGGAGUCUUUUGAUCAGGCCGAGUUGGUGGCGCACUUUAAACGAUCUAUCGGUCGUCUCACCAUUCUCCGGGACAAGACGCCAGACGAUGCCUCCGAUGGAGACCACUGUGACGCCGGUGACGCCUCCAGCGCGGUCGACCACUUCGACGCGGCCAUCGAAGGCCUACUUAAGUCGGCAUGUCAUGCGCAGUAUUUUAUCCACGGCAUGGACUGGGGUUAUACGCUGAGAUUCACCCCCAUCGGACCCCACGCGGGCAAGAUGUUCGACUUCCCCUAUAACCCGGGGUGGAUGGAAUUGAACAACCCGGUCGAGGUUCCAUCCAAACACCCAAACGAAGUCGACCAUCCUCCCGUUCAACUUGUUAGCCAGCCCAUGCUCGUCGCCAGCGGCUUGAAGGGCGCUAAGCAUAACACGACAUUCACUCUUCGGACCUCGAUGUGUGUUGUCACGCCCUGGACAUUCGGGGGCAAGGAGGCGCGCCCGUACGUCUACUACGGCUUUGAGAAAGGCUGGGAGCUGGUUCCAUUCGACGUGAGGUCUGAGAACCAACGCAAGUACCAUGAAAGAAAGCGGAUGGAAGAGCAGCAAAAGUCACAGCCACUCGUCGAGGGGCUCAAGGACGGCGAGUCGCAAGCCACGGACGGCCAUGCCAUCGACGACUCGGUUGCAGAUGCUCCAUGCAAAUGA
Molecule: messenger RNA, 1257 nt
Organism: Chaetomium globosum CBS 148.51
Lineage: Eukaryota; Fungi; Ascomycota; Sordariomycetes; Sordariales; Chaetomiaceae
Exons: 3
Coding region: 1-1257 (418 amino acids)
Source: RefSeq, a predicted model, not a curated record